CUGUCUUUUUUUUGUGAUGUGCUGUUGAAUAAUAACAGGAAAACUUCCAGAUGAGGCUCGCAGUCCGUUAACGAGAAAAGCUGCUCAUCACAUAACUCAUUGAAAAUGGCUUUCCCUUUUCCAGAUGACUCAGCAGCUUUUUUUUUUUGUUCUUCUUCCCGGCUGGAAUGUCUCAUGUGUCUCCACAAGCUCCACCCUUGGCCAGGACAGAGAAAAAAAUGGCUGAAGAACAAGAAGAGGAGGAGGAGGUGGAGGAGGGAGCUCUCAGACUUAUAAACAAUCAGCAGCAGUCUGGAUCCCCCUGCGAGGGCCUCACGUCUGCCUUGUCAGGGGAGCACAUCUGGGCCCUGCCUGGGACGCAGUUCGCUCGCUCAGCUUCUUUCUUUGCUUUUCUUCCUGCAGCCAUGAGGAGCCUUUUGGUGGCGACCUGCUUGCUUCUGGCGAUGUUGGGCAUCCUGCUGUGCGGCGCCCAGACCGACGGGGGAAAGGGGGCUCAGGUGAGGGAGGCCCAGGGGCUAGCAGAGCUGUCUGACCCCUGGGGCGACCCCCGGGGAGAUCCCCAAGGCCAGGCGGCAGACGAUCCGUCAGUGGAGGUGAACAAGCCAAAAGCCAAGAAAAAGAAAACGCCACAGGAGGUGGAGGCAGCCAAAGUCAGGAAGGCUGCGGAGAGGGAGGCCAAGGCCAAGAAGCAGAAGAUGCCCAGACCCACCAAGAAGCCCAAAGGUCCCAAACCUACCAAGAGGCCCAAACAGCCCAAAGCCACCAAGAAGCCUAAAGCGCCCAAAAAACCGAAAGUCAGCGCCACCCCGACCGCCGCCCCAACCACCACAACACCUUUGCCAGACACCAAAGCGCUGACUCAACCCGCCACAGAGACAACAACCACCUUGCUGCCCAAGUGGGAGGAGCCAGAAGAACCAGACCUGGUCAGAAGGAUCCCGGGCAUAGACAAAAAUCAGCUGACCACUCCGGAGGUGAUCAUGUACAUCCCAGAGGAGACCACGGACGUCCCCGUCGUGAUCCCCUGGUACGAGGAGUACGACUACGACGACCUUGCCAAAAAGAAGCAAGAGCAAGAGGAGGAGCAAGCGCGAAGAGAAAAGGCAGAAAAGGCGGAAAAAGCCGAGCGUCAGAGGAAGUUAUGGGAGGAGGAAGAAGAAGAGAGACUGAAAAACAUGGUAGAGCCACCAGAACCCAAAAAAUGUCCUCCACUGGGAUUGGAAUCUCACCGGGUGCAAGACGACCAGCUGCUGGCCUCGUCGCAGUCCCAACACGGAUUCGCGGUUCAGCGGGGAAGACUCAACAUGCAGGGUUCAACCAACGAUGAAGAUCUGUAUGGGGGUGCGUGGUGCGCAGAGCCCGAGGAGACCAACAGCUGGUUUGAGGUGGACGCCAGACGCGAGGUGGAGUUCUCAGGUGUCAUCACACAGGGAAGAAACUCCGAACAGAUUGAGGACUUUGUGUCGUCUUACUACGUGGCCUUCAGCAACGACAGCCGCGAUUGGACGAUUCUUCACGAUGGCUAUGCCGAGUGGUUGUUCUACGGGAAUGUGGAUAAAGACACUCCGGUUCUGAACCAGUUUUCUUGGCCAGUAGUGGCGCGCUACAUCCGAAUCUUGCCGCAAAGCUGGAACGGCAGUUUGUGUCUCCGGGCAGAGAUUUUGGCCUGUCAACUUCCCAGUAGCCACAACGGCGAGAACGAAGUGAAGUCUUCCGAUGAGCUCGACUUCCGACAUCACAACUACAAGGACAUGAGACAGAUGAUGAAGGUGAUUAAUGAGGAGUGUCCCAACAUCACCAGAAUCUACAACAUCGGUAAAAGCUCUCAGGGUCUGAAGAUGUACGCCAUGGAGAUCUCCGACAACCCUGGGGAACACGAGAUGGGUGAACCAGAAUUCCGAUACACGGCAGGUCUCCACGGUAAUGAGGUGCUGGGCCGGGAGCUCCUCCUCUUAUUGAUGCAGUUCCUAUGCAAAGAGUACAAGGAUGAAAACCCUCGUGUGCGCCGCCUGGUGGACGGAGUGAGGAUCCAUCUGGUGCCAUCCCUCAACCCCGACGCAUACGAGCUGGCCUUUGAGGCGGGGUCUGAGAUGGGAAACUGGGUUUUGGGCCACUGGACUGAGGAGGGUUAUGACAUUUUCCAAAAUUUUCCGGAUCUCAACAGUAUUUUGUGGGGGGCGGAGGACCGUGGCUGGGUGCCACGCUUUGUUCCCAACCAUCACAUUCCUAUGCCGGAGAACUUCCUCAAUGGAUCCAUGGCUGUGGAGACCAAAGCCAUCAUAUCCUGGAUGGAGCGCAACCCUUUUGUGUUGGGAGCGAACUUCCAAGGUGGCGAGAAAUUGGUCACGUUCCCUUUCGACAUGCAGCGGCCGCAGAUUUCGAUGAGUGAUAACCGCCGCUGGAGGGCCAACGACGAGAUGAGUGAGGACACAUGGGCGCGCAUCCAGCGUCAGAACGAGGGCGCCUUGCGGGAGACGCCUGACGAGGUCAUGUUCCGCUGGCUGGCCAUGUCGUACGCCCACAGUCACCUGACCAUGACCGAGGUCCAGCGCGGAUCCUGCCACGGUGACGAUGUCACCAGGGGGCAGGGCAUCACCAACGGCGCCAGUUGGAAGCCCAUGGUGGGAAGCAUGAAUGACUUCAGCUAUCUGCACACCAACUGCUUGGAGAUCUCCAUCUUCCUGGGCUGCGACAAGUUUCCGCACGAGAGCGAACUUCCUCUGGAAUGGGAGAACAACCGAGAGGCUCUGCUGUCGUUCAUUGAGCAGGUGCAUCGUGGGAUAAAGGGUGUGGUCAAAGACACAGAGGGAAACGCACUGGCCAACGCCACCAUAUCCGUGGAAGGGAUACGCCACGACGUCAUCACCGCCUCGGGCGGUGACUAUUGGCGCCUUCUGAAUCCCGGCGAGUACCGCGUGACGGCUAAGGCCGACGGCUACACGCCGCAGACCCGGCUGUGCAUGGUGGGCUACGACUCGGGCGCCACGUCCUGCAGCUUCACCUUGGCCAAGUCCAACUGGGACCGAAUUAAGCAGAUCAUGGCGCUCAAUGGCAACCGGCCCAUCCGCGUGGUCACCAAGCCCAAAGCCACGCCGCCCGGCGCCACCGCCGCCAGCACCCUCUCCCCGGAAGAGCAGCACGCCGCCGCCCAGCGGGCGGAGCGGCUGCGCCGGUUGAGGAUCCUGCGGAUGCGCCGGCUGCGUCUUCAGAAGCAACGCGCCGGCCUCAGGACCACACCCGCGACCACCGCCGCCACCACUACGACCACCACCACAGCCACCACCACCACACGGAAACCCCAGACCACCACUUCCUGGUAUGACUCCUGGUUCCCUGUGGACAACUUGUCCACCGAGAAUCCGUUUGACAGCAUCAUCUUUGACUCUGUGCCCACUGAGGACUACCCCUUUCACUUCACCAUCGACUGACACGUGCAGGAGCAUCUAGAGAGAAGGCCAACCACGUGCCCCUUCCAAGGGACAAGAUGACCUCUUAAAGAGGAACUUGAUGAAAAUAUGUCAUUUGUAAUAAUGUGUUCUAUGUGACACCCCCCACCCCCCGUCCCCACUGCGUUCAUGG
Molecule: messenger RNA, 3579 nt
Organism: Hippocampus zosterae (dwarf seahorse)
Lineage: Eukaryota; Metazoa; Chordata; Actinopteri; Syngnathiformes; Syngnathidae
Gene: aebp1a
Product: AE binding protein 1a
Biological process (GO): negative regulation of transcription by RNA polymerase II; proteolysis
Molecular function (GO): metallocarboxypeptidase activity; RNA polymerase II transcription regulatory region sequence-specific DNA binding; zinc ion binding
Source: RefSeq, a predicted model, not a curated record